UAGAAUUUAACAACCAAAAGCCGUUACAACUGAUUCUUCUCCCUUCAGCCGUUACAGGUUGGAAAUGUUGCCUCUGGGGUUUAUUUCUUUAAGGCUUCAAUGAAGUCUGAUGUUAAAGUCUGUUAAGAUUCCCUGACAUUGUAGAGUCCUUACACGCAAUUUACCGCCACAUUGGGCGGUAAAAUAAAGACAAUAUGGAAGGCUGACUUAGCAGAAACCAGUCCAGUUCUCCAAUGGGAAGCUGCAAAAUCCAGGCAAUAUGCGCUUUACCUUGUACAAGAGCAGCGACUCCACAAACCCUAGGAAGCGGAGUCAGCGGAUCCUGGCGGCUGAAACAGACAGACUUUCCUAUGUGGGAAACAAUUUUGGGACCGGAGCCCUCAAAUGCAACACUCUGUGCAGGCACUUUGUUGGAAUUUUGAAUAAGACUUCUGGUCAAAUGGAAGUAUACGAUGCUGAAUUGUUCAACAUGCAGCCUCUUUUUUCAGAUGAAUCAAUAGAGAGUGAAUCUACAGAGAAUCAGACCAAAACUUUCAGAGAAAAGAUGGACUCUUGCAUUGAAGCCUUUGGUACCGUCAAACAGAAGCGGGCCCUGAACUCCAGGAGGAUGAACAGUGUUGGCAGUGACUCUUUGAACCGUGCAGUUGCUAAAGCUGCAGAGAGUAUCAUUGAUACAAAGGGUGUGACUGCUCUGGUCAAUGAUGCCAUCCAGGAUGACUCGCAAGAUGACUCCGCCUACCUCCCUCCCUGUCAUGCUGAUGCAACCAAGCCUGAAGAUGUAUAUAAGUUUGAAGACCUUCUUUCCCCUUCGGAAUAUGAAGCUCUUCAGAGCCCAUCUGAAGCUUUUAAGAAUGUCACAUCGGAAGAAAUACUAAAGAUGAUCGAGGAGAACAGCCACUGCUGCUUUGUCAUAGAAGCUCUGAAAAAUUUACCAUUCGACAAGGAGAGCCGAGACCGCCAGGCCCGGUGCAUAUGGUUUCUGGACACCCUCAUCAAAUUUCGAGCCCAGAAAGUAAUUAAGCGGAAAAGUGCCCUGGGGCCUGGAAUCCCACACAUCAUCAACACCAAAUUGCUGAAGCACUUUACCUGCUUGACUUACAGCAAUGGCAGUUUACGGAACUUCAUUUCGGAUUCUAUGAAGGCAAAGAUCACUGCAUACGUGAUCAUACUCGCCUUGCACAUAAAUGACUUCCAGAUUGACCUGACAAUAUUACAGAGGGACUUGAAACUCAGUGAGAGGAGGAUGAUUGAGAUCGCAAAAGCCAUGAGGCUCAGGAUCUCCAAAAGAAGGGUGGCCCUGGCAGCUGGCAUGGAGGAGGAUCACAAACUGGGCACGCUGCACAUCCCACUGCCUCCAGCCCAGAACGCUGAGCGCCAGUCAAAACGGAGGAAAAUCACCUAGAGGUGUGCUUUCCAGACUCAGCAUUUUGGCCACAUUGUAGCACUCUUUUUUAUUCAUUUCCAGUUUUAUUUUUCAAACAAGACAAAGGAAGAAGCCCUGUUUUGGCAUGGGCGUAAAGUCAGAAGUCAGCAUCUGUCACGCUGGUGUCAAGCCGACACAGAAUGUGACCACCACCGUGAACUUCCUCCCCCACGGUGUUGCUGGGACUACAAAUGGAAGUUGUUCCUGGUGUUGGUUCACACAUGGGGAUGUGGGGGGGUGGGGUCCAGGGAAUUUGGGGUCAAAAGAUCUCACUAGGCUGAACCCUGGGCCAUAUGUAAUGGAUGAAGAUUAAUAAAGAGAAACAUGAAGUGACGUGCUUAGGUCUGGAAAGACCAGUAGAAUAGAUAGUGAGGAGGCCUCUGCUCAGGGGCUGGAUCUUCACAGAGCCCUGGGACAGCGGGCCUGAAUGCAGUACAAGUUCUGACUGGCUUGAGGACACAUCCCUCUGAGCCAGAACUGUGGAGCUACGAGCUGGAUGGCCGGGCUGUGUAACCCUGGACUGUCCUGCCUCCUCCAGUGGCAGCGGUGGGGCCUGGGGAAGGUAGAGCAGUCCUGGCCUGUACCCAGCCACCUCUGAACUCCAGCCUGUGCCCAGACCAAGGAAAGUCCUCCUCCCCAAAGCACCUUUUAAAAUACACCACUUUAUUUUGGUUGCUGAGAUUUUCAUAAGCACUUGGUUCACAGAAAAGUCAUUUCAUACAAAAUUAUAAAGGCAGCAUUUUGUACAGCGACUCACAUUGAGGCCACCAGAGAAGUGCAAAGGAC
Messenger RNA from Talpa occidentalis (Iberian mole), 2209 nucleotides. RefSeq names its product RNA polymerase I subunit E (gene POLR1E). The record is from RefSeq and is a predicted model, not a curated record. Gene Ontology annotation, biological process: RNA polymerase I preinitiation complex assembly; transcription elongation by RNA polymerase I; nucleolar large rRNA transcription by RNA polymerase I. Gene Ontology annotation, cellular component: RNA polymerase I complex. NCBI's taxonomy places the organism in Eukaryota, Metazoa, Chordata, Mammalia, Eulipotyphla, Talpidae. The transcript is spliced from 12 exons. Gene Ontology annotation, molecular function: DNA binding. The coding region runs from base 260 to 1402 and encodes 380 amino acids.